Molecule: messenger RNA, 7038 nt
Organism: Chara braunii
Lineage: Eukaryota; Viridiplantae; Streptophyta; Charophyceae; Charales; Characeae
Source: the annotation of a GenBank genome assembly
UACUACCAAGGAUAACAUCCCCAGGAGCGAUUGCAAACAUGCCAAGCCCGGUAAUGGCGGCCCCGGCCACAACCACACCGGCACCACCACCGCCAUCGAUCGAACCUCCUGCGCGAGCGAGUGAGUCUGUUGCUAUCUUGGUACUAACUAAAACUUUAGUCAACUUGAUUCAAGAAAGCAAAAAGGAACAACGAGAACACAAUGCACGGCUAGAGCCUAGAAGCGAUGAUGAGGAACAUGCGGCCCAUUGUCGUACGCGCUCCUCAGAUUCAGCAAGGAUUGGCCCCUGCGACUAAUCUUGGGGGAGUCGCGGCCAAUUUCAAUACCUGUUACGUGUGUCAUCAACCGGGUCAUUUGGCCCGCGAUUGCCCCCAUCGACCUCCGCAGCAGAGGGUCGGAGUCACACCUGCUGCGGCAACACCCAUCGCUAACGGACCUGGAUGGGUGGGUUCGCUAAUGGAAGAGAUGGAAGGAGGAGGAAGUGCGUUAGCAUCAACGGAGGAAGCAGCGGAACUUAUCCCGCUAGAUCAAUAUGUGUCGUUAGGAUAUCCUGGACUGGGCAUGAUUGGGACGAUCCGCCUCGCAUUAGAACAAAGAGAAGGGGCAGAGUGGAGACCGUCUCAAGGAGAAAUGGAGGCGGGAGGACCCACCUUCGUCACGGGCGAGAUCGAUGUCUUAAAUGUCGUACGAGCUUUGGACCAUCGGAUUCCCCUUCCGAUUGGUCAUUUGCUUUCGAUUUCAGAACAGGCGAACGAACGGAUGUUGCAACACUGCAAGGCGAAUCGGAAGCGAUUCGCUCUUGCGCGAACAACCAAUACGAAAGAUAAGAGCCCCGCACCUAACGAACACGCAUCGGGAUCCUCAGAACCAGUCCGGUUAGGACUGAUACAGAGAGAUGACCACUUUUUACGGAUCAAGCCGAUCCCAUGGAAAUCCGCGGAAUGUGACAUUGAAAUUUGGGGAGUCCCAUAUAACGCGAUCAUUGAUUCAUGUGCUGCUCUCCUAGCUAUCUCUCUGCGAGUAGUUGAACGAGCUGGCCAGAAAGGCGAUCUGGUAAUGUUGACAGAAAAGGACCAGCUCGUCUCCGCGGAUGAGGAAAAGAUCAAGACAGUCGGACGAAUGACUAAUGUUGCAUUCCGAUUGGGAAAAGUGCAUGCCUUGGGAGACGUCGUGGUAUUGGAUGUUAACACGUAUGACGUGCUUUUCGGUCUUCCCGCCCUUGUCGCCCUUCGAGCCAACUUGGAUUUCGAAAGGCGAUCGAUCGUCCUCCGAAACACUGGGGGAAAGUCGUACGUUGUACCAAUGAGACUGACCCUGCGCACCACUGUCAACUCGAUCCGACGACUUUCGCCCCAGAUAGCCGGCACCUUGCGCAUGGUUUCUUGGGACGGGCAGCCGUCAGAGGAAGUGGACGACAACGAUGAUGACGAGGCGGAUGUACUGAACAAGUUUGAUAUUCGCCAUGGGUUCCAUCACAUCCUAGUUAAGGAGGAGGAUCGGCCGAAAACGACGUUCGUUCUAUUCGAGGGCAAGUGGCAAUGGGUGCGAUGUCCGAUGGGGAUUUGCAAUGCUCCUGCUACGUUUCAGCGAGCGAUGAAUGUCACGUUUCAGAACUUCGUUAACAAGACACGGCUGACGCAGGGGAUGAUCAACUUCUGUGUGAUCGUGUACAUGGACGACAUUUUGGUGUACUCCGAGAGCUAUCAUGGGCAUGCGCAACACAUUGAAUGGACGCUGAGCGCUUUGCGAGACGCUGGGUUCAAGGUCACGCUCGAAAAGAGUGAAUUUUUCCUCUCGGAAAUUUCGUUCUUGGGAUAUGUGGUGACACGUGGAGGGCUACGACCGGAUUCUCGAAAGGUCGCGGCAGUCAAGGAAGCUCCUGUACCCACGUCGCUGACGCAGGUUCGAGCCUUCCUAGGGUUGGCCUCGUAUUAUCAACGAUUUAUCAAGGGAUUUGCUGCGAUCGCUAGGCCUCUGACAAAUUUGUUGCGAAAGGACCAACCCCUUAACUGGGACGGGGACUGCGAACGGGCCUUCACCACGCUCAAGGACGCGGUGGCGACUGCGCCCAUUUUGAUCCGGCCGAACCCUACGAAGCAGUUCAUUCUUGUUACGGAUUGGCAGCCGGAGGCGAUUUCCGCUAUUCUAGCGCAGAAGGGGAACGACGGCCGCGAACACGUCAUCGAAUACGCGUCGCGUACCGUGCCGGAGGAGAGAAAGAACGAUUCGGCCCCGCAAGGCGAGUGUUACGCAGUUGUCUGGGGCAUCCAACACUUCCACCCGUACCUAUACGGACAAAAGUUUCUGUUGGUGACGGAUCACGAGCCGUUAUUGGCUCUGAAGCGGCUUACCAACUACACGGGUAUGAUCGGGCGCUGGGCCGUACGUCUACAAGAGUACGACUUCGACAUCGUUCAUCGAAAGACAGAAAAGCACGGGAACGCGGACGGACUGACACGUUUGCGUCGCCCGGCGAAGGUGCCCAGGAAUGAAGAAAUUACCCCGUGGAAGGACCCUGACACGGUGAACGAGCCUAAAUACGGACAAGUGGUGGUGCUUCCACGUGGCAUGGCAAUGGGUGACGGAGGCAACUCCCUCCAGGACUUCACUAAGGAGGACCGGAGGAGGGCCAACGAGAGGGCUAGGGACUACCGCUGGAAUAACGGACGGUUGGAGAAGCGUAAAACAGACGGCAGUGGGAUUUGGAUGGUAGUUCCGCAUCCGUUCAUGCGGUAUGACUGGGUUAAGACUGCGCACGAAGACAUGGCGGCUCAUUUUGCUGUACGGAUUACAGAAGCCGCCGUCGAUCGGAAUCAAUGGUACUGGUCUAAUAUCCGGGAUGAUGUCAAAUUCAUCGUACAGAACUGCCAGGUCUGCGCGGCUCACAAGGCGCCGAUUCAGCCGCCACGAUCGAUAGUCCCGACGGUGGUCGAAAGGCCGUUUCAAAGGGUCAGCAUGGACACUACUGAUAUAGUGGUGCCCCCUGGACCGAAUAGCUGCGAGUAUUCAAUCCUGCUCGUGUUCGUCGAUCACUUCUCAAAGUGGAUCGAAGCGUAUCCCUGUCGCACGCGACAGGCCACGGAAAUCGCGCGUUACGUCAACCGAUUUUUAGGGAUGCACCAGGACACCGAGGAAAUUUUGACGGAUAAUGGGGCAGAAUUCAGAGGGGAAGUCGAAAGGAACCUGGUCGUACAUGGCGUCGCUAUUCGACACACGGCCCCGCACAUGUCUCAGUCCAACGGCCUGGUGGAAAACGCUAAUCGAGUGAUAAAAACGGCGUUGCGACAGAAUAUCGCGGCACGUGACUCCAGGCCCUGGCCUGAUAUUGUCGACCACAUCUUGGCGGUCCAUCGCGGAACGCCCCACGAAUCGACGGGCCUAAGCCCCUUUCAGUUGCGGACCAAUAGCGCCGGAUGUAUUACGAUCCCGAGCCUCCCAGACGAUUCGUCGCUUGGUCGACGGUCCACAAGGGCCGCGGCCCGCGAUAAGGCGAAGCGACAUUUGGAACUGAUGGAACGGUCCCUCCAGAGGUUAGCCCGAAAACGACAUAGAAUGACCGAAAUGGCCCACGGGCGACAGGUCCGUAGCUACGAGGCCCGAAAUGGGAAUGCUGGUCCACGAACGCGGUAUAAAUUGGGGGACGUGGUGCAGCUGCGAUGUGGGAUCAUUAUCUCCUCCUUUUCUAUGAGUAUUACCACGAUGGAUUCGCCUCCGUUUGAACGGCUGCCUGACGGGUUGGUGUUGAAGAUCCUAAGCGAGGUUGGAGGGCGCGACGCCCUGGAAUUGCUGAGAAUGAGUGUGCUUUCGAAAAGAUUUGCGUCACUCGUCCUCGAUGUGUCGGCAUUGGAGUUUCCGUACAGAAUGUGGUUCAACGAUGCGGUCGACGAUGUGAAGGCUCAAUGGGUUGGCAAUGUGGUACAGCGCUCAAAGAUCUUGGAGUCACUCUCUGUCACAAACUUCCCAAUUGAGAAAUUCUCUGGCAAUACGAGGCAACAUCUAUGGAUAAGUCUACUUCAUCCAACUUUGAAAAUCCUCUGUCUUGAAGGAUUUGGGGGCGACGAGGGUGAGUUCAGGGAGAUUUUCUAUAGGUGCAGGCAAUUGCUGAGUUUGCAGGUGGACCACUACUAUGAUGGAUCCCAGGAUCAUUGUCGCAUGUCAUUUGCCCUGCGGGUCUCUUCUGUUUCUCUGAGACGGCUAACCUUGUCAUGCUUCAAGCUGUGCCUAUGCGAUCAUGCAGAAACAUACCUUGAAAUGUGCAGUCGCCUCUCCUCCCUUACUCACCUUUCUCUCAUAUCUGUUGAAGGUCAUUGCCCCAACUGCAGGUUGACCACAUAUGGCGCCACCCUAUGGUGCUUCUUGCUUUCUUUCAAAACUCUGCACAGUCUGCGCUUAGAGACCGGCAAUGGACUCAGCGUCUUUGCACACGGAUGGGAGGUUGAGAAGCUCCACCCAUGGUGGUUGCCACCUGUUGUGAAUGAUCCGCAAGGAGGACAAAAGGGCCAAAGAGAGGACGUUGUGGGAGGAACUUCAAGUGAGAAAGGGAGCAACUCCCAUACACGCCAAGGAACUCCGUUGUCACUAGAAACACUUAUUUUGGAUGAGUCGUGCCCUCUUCGGGCUGAGGGCAUGCAGAUGGCGGCCUUUUCGGACUUGUUCCUGAAUCUGACAACACUUUCUGCUUGUCUUCCAAUGCCUGCAUCUUUCCACAUUCUUGCCAAAGUACUGCACCGACUUCUGCAUGCAUGUCCUCGAUUGGUGACUCUACGUCUCCAGGUGCGGAGACCAUCUCAAAUACCAAAGUCUUUCGUUGAUUGGGUUGGUGUGAGAAGGUUUUUGGGAGGGGGAAAUGGUGCUGCCAAGGAGGUUGAGGAAGAGGUCGAGGAGGAGGAGGAGGGGGAGGGGGCAAAGGAGGUGUUGACAGAGGAAUUGGGGGAGCAAGAGAAGGAACUGGAAGAGAUGUGGGAGAAGGGAAGAGCAGCAGAAUAUGCAAAAAGAGAAGAGUUGCAAGGAGAUUUGAAGGGGAAGGAAGUCCUGCAGGCAAUGUCUUUGGACAAGCGUGAUCGAGGAAGAAUUCGACCAUUGCCUAUGGGGAAGGAAUUGCACCCCCUUCGUUGUCUGAUGGUAAAAGUAGAUAAGGACAUUGAAUUUGAGCAAGAAGAGCUCGAUGCCCUUAUCAAAGUUGUUCCUUCCCUGCACACUCUGAAAAUCGACAGCGGGAAGAGGCACUUCACGUCCAUUUCCUGCCCCUUACUGCAGUGCCUUGCGGUUAACGAUUGGCAAGAAGAUGUUUUUUUCCCUCUCACGAUUAUUUGUCCCAAUUUGACUAACCUUAUGCUAAACACCUCUGCGCAGGGCGCAUACAUGAUUCCACUCUUGCAGGUCCACUGCCCGAAGUUGAAGGUACUUCACCUCUUGCCUGGUUGGUGUGUGCCGUCUGGAGACGUUUCUCGGUGUCAUUACCAUGCAAAGUGCUCUUGGACAUACCAUAAUUUGUUUGCUUCAGUACCAUUGGACAAUCUUGUGUCGCUUCGCCUACGGGAUUGUGUAGUCUUUGAGGGGGCCCUCUGCCAAAUUCUGGCACACCACUUGCACAGUCUUGAAGUGUUAUAUUUGGAUAUCGACGAGAUUUAUCCUACCGACUCACCGCUCUCUAUGGAAGAGGUACAUCUUAUCCGAGAAGGAAAUGAAUGCAGCGAUCAAGAUGGACCCUCAACCAACAGGUACAAAAUCAGGGAAUGUGUUUCUGACCACUGUUUCUACAACACCGAUCACAUUGCAACCGGGCAUAAGCCUCCUGCUCCUGCUGCUCCUCCUCGCUCUUCGACUGUGUCAUCUUUCUCCUCUGAGUCAACCUCCCUCGCCUCAGAGUCUGAGGCCAUCAUCACCGAUCCCACUUCCAGUAGGAGUAUUACAGCUCCCCAUGCUGCUUCCUCAGCUCCUGCCGCCAUCACCAAACUUUUGCAGGACCGGUCUGCACGUUUUGCGAAGCCUUUGGGGCUUCAAAAACUAAAGUCACUCACGCUACGCUCGGGGCUCGUGCGUUUGCUUGCAAAACAUCUGGAGAGAGGAGUGCCCACAUCUACCUCAUGUCCCUCCAAGAUAGCAGAAUCUCACAUUGAGGGUGCAGUGAAUGAUGUCCUAUGGACAAACAUCUUUUACAGUUGCCCUAAUUUGGACAGGAUCGAUUUCAACCUGGAUCCGCACGAUAUGAACUGUAAAGGAUGUGAGACCGGAAACUGCAUACUGAGUGAGGAGGAGCUGAGAAAGGAGGAAGAGGAGUGGGCUAGGGAAUUAGCUGGAGUUGCCAGUGCCUUUUUGAAAUCCAGCACCAAUUUGAGGAGAGUUGAGCUGGAGAUUUUUGAGAGUGGUGGCGCUGUAGAUUACCACCGUAUGUUCAACGAGCUAAAGACCAUUUUCCCUUUUGUCCACAUCCAGGUAUCAGUCAGCAUGAGGACAGCCAAAGGUGAGGGUGGCAGCUUGGACUCUGACACACCCGAAUCGAGUGGAAGCGAGGAGUAAGAAGAAGUUAUACAGGAGGAGGGUAGCAGGUUCAUGUCUUCCUUUCUCACCAUAAUUCCACAUUCUCCUUUAGAAUUAGCCUUUAAACUUUCAGAGAUUGGAUUGCGAUCCACUCAGGGAUGGAGGGGAAUUCUCGGUAGGUGUGUCGUGGGGACUGGGUUGGUCAUCACAGGCUGUAUUUAGUCCGUUGACACUUAAUACAUUCUCGCUCUUGCCAGCUCUGCUGUUCAUCAAGAGGAUGAGUGGUCUAUGUGACAUGUGUAUGAAUGGAAUGAUGGUUAAAUGGAAUCGGAUGCAUGGGUGACUGUGCUCAUGGUGGUGCAUUAACUGUUUUUUUAGACGUUUUUUAUUUUCUGAUGUGAUCUUUGGAUGUCAUUGAGGUAGCAGCAGGUCUUUGAAUACUUGAAGUAGAAUUGUUCAUCGACCUUAAGUUAGAUAUGAAGGUAUCUAUGAUGAUGUUACGUGCAAGCAGAGUAGCACCACUUCUUUGCCUAAUUGCAGUAAAAUGCAUCAUCGAAC